Salvelinus sp. IW2-2015 is the source of this 929-nucleotide messenger RNA. Its product is annotated as pecanex-like protein 1. The record is from RefSeq and is a predicted model, not a curated record. NCBI's taxonomy places the organism in Eukaryota, Metazoa, Chordata, Actinopteri, Salmoniformes, Salmonidae.
GGAAGAACACUUCCUCCUUGUACGAUGCGGAGGGAUGUGACAUGUCCCUGGUUAACUUCGAACCAGCGACACGACGCGCCUCCAAUAACAUAUGGGACACAGACUCCCACCUCUCCAGAUCUACCUCAGUUCGCUUCUACCCUCAUGACCUGAUCCGUCUGAACCGUCUCCUAACCAUUGACCCAGAGCUGUUAGAACAGCAGGAUGUAGACCUGAGCCCAGAGCUCCAGGAUGCUCCUCUAGACCUGGAGGACCCAGCCAAGGCCGCAGCACACCAGGCCAAACAGCACUACCGCUUCUGGCUGCUGCCUAACCUGUGGGUCGGCCUGCACUUUGACAGACUCACUUUGCUGGCUCUGUUUGACAGAAACCGUGAGGUUCUGGAGAACAUCCUAGCAGUGACGCUAGCAGUCCUGGUGGCCUUCCUGGGGUCCGUCCUAUUGGUCGGCGGAUUCUUCACUGAUAUCUGGGUCUUCCAGUUCUGCCUCGUCAUCGCCAGCUGCCAGUACUCACUACUCAAGAGUGUUCAACCAGACUCUUCUUCUCCUCGACACGGCCAUAAUCGUAUCAUCGCCUACAGCCGGCCCGUCUACUUCUGUCUGUGCUGUGUGUUGAUCUGGAUGUUGGAUUACGGUAGUGCCAGGACCGGUUCAGCCCGGUUCACCCUGUACGGUGUCGCCAUCACUAGCUCCCUGGUUCUGUCCUCUGCCAGGGACCUCGUCAUCGUGUUCACUCUGUGCUUUCCUAUCGUGUUCUUCGUGGGGCUCCUCCCCCAGGUCAACACCUUCGUGGUGUACCUCUUUGAGCAGUUGGAUAUCCACGUGUUCGGGGGGAACGCCUCCACCAGCCUUCUGUCAUCUCUCUACAGUGUCCUGCGAAGCGCGGUCACCGUGGCCCUGCUCUACGGACUCUGCUACGGGGCCCUAAAG